GCCUCCAUUGGACGCCGAUUAUGGGAUCGAUAUCCGAGCCUUUUCUUUUGCAUUCAUAUGCUGUGCCUACUACGGCUGGUCCAUCGACCUGCAAAUGGCUGCCACAAGUCCAAGCGCAUGCAAGAUGGGGAGAUGUUGCGGAGAUCACCGUUACGGUUCAAGGAGACGGUAUACAUUCAUACGAUCGAUCAUCUCUGCAUCCUGUCUCAUCCUAUACUCUUGGUCCAUCAACCUACUUCCAUUCGGCCGCAGCAAGUCGAGCAGGAAAGGGCGGGAAGCGGUCGACAUACGUCUCUGUGGCAUCAGGAUCUGAUGUAGCAGAGGGACAAAAGACAGCUUGGGUUUGGCCAGAAGGCAGCGAGGAUACUGCUUCAAAACAGAGCGUCGAGCUCCUUCAUCAUGCAAAAGAAUUCCUCUUCGCAACAUCUCUUCCCUCCCAAAUUGUCAUCGCCUCCCCGGAUGGUCAACUCACGCUUGCUUCGUCCACCCUAGAGCGUAUACGAAAUUUAGCCCCGCCAUUUAGCAUAACGGGAAUCAGCUGGAACUUCAUCUUCCCAAAAGGACCUCACACUGUUGGCACAACACCAGAAAAUACACAUGACGCUGUGAUAUUAACUUUCUUUGGCAACGAGGCUGGGAAGUUUGGGGUGCGGGUAGUACGGAUUAUCAGCGAUGAGCUCACUGAUGUUGGUUGGGAAAAACUAGACGAGGUGAAGGCGACCGAUGUCAUGAGCGUAUGUUGUGAGGCUGGCGGAAAUGCAUGCAUACUAUUAAUAUCAGGCGAAAUCCUCUCCUUCCAAAUAUCGGCCACAUCCUCAGUUUCUUGCAUAUCGCCCCCAUCUCCAAUCAAGAUAUCCUUCCCAAAAUCAACGUCGGACAUGCCCCAAGCAUCACUUUUGCAUGUCGCGUCCUCUCACAUCCUCGUGGCAAGUACACCCGCAGCAUCAAGACAGGUCGAAAUCGAGCUCUGGGACAAGCGCUACGGCGUGCAACUGGCAUCGUAUUCCAUGCCUGUGCCCACAAGCACGCCGGAGAAGUUUGCUGUCUACCUGUCGCAAGCCGCAAGUGGGCAAGCACUGCUCACUCUCACAUGUCCGAUCGGAGGAAAGAAGAGCGACAACAAAGCUCGUUCGUCGGUGUUUAUCGUCCCCUACACGGUACCCCACGUCUCAACAUUACUUAACGCGCUGGGCCGCAUGCAAAUAUCCGAUACUCAAGCAGCGGAAGUGAAUGCAGCCUUGUCGGAGACGCAACGUGGACUGAUCAAGAGCGUCGGCGAGGCGCUUCGGAAUGGUGCCUCCGAUACAGCACAGAAGGCGUUCUUUGACUGGAUCAACCUCCAAACACAGGCGACUACAAAUGGCAACCAUGUUCAGAUACAGCCAGAGGAUGAUUCAGAAGAAGAGGGCGUGAACGGGCUCGUGGACGAAGAUUCUGACGAGGAGGCCACGCUCACCAAUGGGCGAGAAGUGAACGGUACCGCCCACCGUCCGACAGCGACCGCGAGUCUGAAGAAGAAAGCGCUGGUGCAUCUCCCUACUGCGCUCGUAGAGCAGCUGGUUGACGCGCUCCUCAUACCGCCGAAACCGAGCACGGACGCACACUCUUCCAUCCUGCGGUUCCUCAUGCGUCGGGGGCUCGUUUCAUAUAGCAUGGUACGGGGUGAGCAAUCGCUGGUCGACAUCCUCCUAGACAGGGGCGAUUGGGCGAGUGUCGUCGUGGCGCUUCAAGGGGUGGUUGACCUGCCCGAAUCAGCGAUCGUCCAAGUGCUCCUUACUGGUCUCAAAGGCGAUUCCAAGGCGAUUCCAUUACCUAAUGUACUCACCGCAGUUCUCGCAGCGCCAGUAACGAGGCCAGCUCUGCGCCUGGCACUCCGGGAGCAGCUAAGGGAUAUGAACCACGUUUGCCGCCUGUUGGAAGUGCUUCAGGGGUGGUUGGAGCAGAGCGGUCUGAGGGGACUGGAGCUGGACAGAGAGGCAGGGUUUGUGGAUGUGGAUUUCCGCCCUAGGCCACGGAUCGAUUCCAUCCUAUCCUUCGCAGAGACCCUGCUUGAUACCUACUACAUCUCCCUCCUGCAGCACCCCCCCGCUCAGCCGAUCUUACGUUCCUUCUCGACCCUACUCGAACCGCAGCUCUCACUCGCUCUCGAGCUGGAACGCCUCCGCGGUCCGCUCGAAGUGUUCGCCAAGCGCAAGCGGGCGCAGGGCAAGUCAGGCAUGCCUCAGAAAUCUGUGUCUCGAUUCGAAGAAGGGCGGAGGAGGAAGAAAGCCCAGGAGGAGGCAGACAUGCAGGUUGGGCUGUACAGGGUUGAGGAAGUGUUCUUCUAG
Molecule: messenger RNA, 2327 nt
Organism: Dacryopinax primogenitus
Lineage: Eukaryota; Fungi; Basidiomycota; Dacrymycetes; Dacrymycetales; Dacrymycetaceae
Exons: 6
Coding region: 21-2327 (768 amino acids)
Biological process (GO): maturation of SSU-rRNA
Cellular component (GO): nucleolus
Molecular function (GO): RNA binding
Source: RefSeq, a predicted model, not a curated record